AAUUUACUGCAGGCGCAAACGUUCGGGAUUCGGGAUUUGUUUACCAACAUUUCAUUUCACGGCCAUUCACGACGUGUUCUCUGUUGGCACGCCGGCGUUCUUCUACUUGUUUUAGUUGCGUUGCAAAUUUUUCUUUUGCACAUUCACAUUGCACUUUACGGCUUUACGAUGGCUGACAUGUUUGGCGCCAAUUUGGAGAAGGUGUUCGAAAGUAUCAACAGCACCAUCCGGUUGGCCGCCGAGUUUGGGGCACCAGAGCAACAAGAGAUAGCCAUCUAUUCGAAGUUGGCGGAAAAACUGGUGGCCAUCGAGGUCAAGUACAACACACACAAGAAAGCACUCCAAGAAUCGACCAACGAAGUUACUCUGGAAGAGUUCGACAGGCGCUAUCAAUCCAACACGACGACCGGCAAAACCAACGUGAAGCAACUGAAGCGGUACAAGGACUUUAUCGGGCAGGCCAAAAUGUUCCUCAAAGCGGACCAGGAGGGCGGCCCGAGCGGCGACGAUGACCUCCAAGUGGAGGACACAAUCUGCGACAUCGAUCCGAUCACGAAGCGGCCGCUGGAGAUUCCGGUGCGCAACAAAAAGUGCAAUCACGUGUACGAGAAGCGAUCGAUUGAGGAGCUCAUUCGGAACAACCCGCGGACGCGGUGCCCUGUGAUGGGGUGCGCCGCCAACGAGUACGUCUCCUUGGGCGACCUGCAGGAAGAUAAGAUGCUUCAGCACAAGUUGCGACUUCAGCGCCAGAACGAGCAGGAGAUGUGAAGGCCGAGUUGGAUCGGAUUUGUUUGACUGAUUAAUUUAACGUUCCUUGAAUUCUGUACCUUGUUUAAUAAAUAAAAUGACAAAAGUA
Culex pipiens pallens (northern house mosquito) is the source of this 856-nucleotide messenger RNA. Its product is annotated as E3 SUMO-protein ligase NSE2-like. Gene Ontology annotation, cellular component: Smc5-Smc6 complex; nucleus. Gene Ontology annotation, biological process: double-strand break repair via homologous recombination; protein sumoylation. The coding region runs from base 169 to 768 and encodes 199 amino acids. NCBI's taxonomy places the organism in Eukaryota, Metazoa, Arthropoda, Insecta, Diptera, Culicidae. The record is from RefSeq and is a predicted model, not a curated record. The transcript is spliced from 3 exons. Gene Ontology annotation, molecular function: SUMO ligase activity; zinc ion binding.